AGCGGUUCCGCUCGGACAUUUAAAUGUGAUGCGCCGGAGGAUUUUGUGACCUGCUCCUGUUAUUAAAAAAAUCCCGAUUUUGUUGGAUCUGAGGAGAAUAAAUCACACUUAAAGUUCUACCAUGACGCUUUUUCAUUUCGGAAACUGUUUGUCCUUGGCUUAUUUCCCAUAUUUCAUUGCAUACAAAUGUAGUGGAUUAUCUGAAUAUAAUGCAUUUUGGAGAUGUGUCCAAGCAGGUGCUACCUACCUCUUUGUGCAGCUGUGUAAGAUGCUGUUUCUUGCCACAUUUUUCCCCACCUGGGAGGGGGCAGCUGGCGUGUAUGAUUUUGUUGGGGAGUUCAUGAAGGCCACAGUGGACUUGGCUGAUCUUCUAGGUCUUCAUCUGGUUAUGUCUAGGAAUGCUGGGAAGGGUGAAUAUAAGAUCAUGGUGGCAGCUAUGGGCUGGGCUACAGCCGAACUCAUCAUGUCCAGAUGUAUUCCGUUAUGGGUGGGAGCUCGUGGCAUUGAGUUUGACUGGAAAUACAUUCAAAUGAGCUUUGAUUCCAACAUCAGUCUGGUACAUUAUAUUGCCAUGGCAGCAGUAGUAUGGAUGUUCACUCGAUACGACCUUCCCAAAAGCUUUCGACUCCCUGUUACCAUCCUGCUGGGGUUGUGUGUUUAUAAGGGCUUUCUCAUGGAACUGUUUGUUCAUGUUUUCCUCCUGGGCAGCUGGAUGGCUCUCCUAGUGAAGGCCGUGCUCACUGGUGCCAUCUCCCUGUGUUCACUCUUCCUAUUCGUCACACUCGUUCACAGCAACUAAACACUUAUACUGUACAGUGCCUCCACUCAAGGGGCAUUUCAAGUAUUUGAAGAGCAAAUCCACAUUCCUACUUUGAAUGCUGUUGACUUUUUUUAUCUGCCACAAGGAGACUGUGAGAGUAUAACUGUUAUUAGUGAACAUGUGUUUAUACUUUAUUCAAUUAACUAAAUAAAUAUUUGGUUUCAGUAUGAAAGAAUACUUGGACAGUUUUGGGAGAGAAACCAGUUAUGGUGAAGCAUACUCCAAGAAAGACCUUCUUAACGACAAACUAAUUUAUUAA
Sinocyclocheilus rhinocerous is the source of this 1079-nucleotide messenger RNA. RefSeq names its product transmembrane protein 147. The transcript has 8 exons. Lineage: Eukaryota; Metazoa; Chordata; Actinopteri; Cypriniformes; Cyprinidae. The coding region runs from base 122 to 799 and encodes 225 amino acids. The record is from RefSeq and is a predicted model, not a curated record.